AUGUCGAGAAGUACGCUGAAGGCUUUGCAAAAACGUGAGCGGCAGUUAUAUGUGAUUUUUGAUGGUACUGAUAGAUUUAUCCAAACCUAUCACAUCGGUAGUGAUCGGUGCCAAUUAAGUUCAAGAUUGCAAGUGAUUGAUACAGUGUACAGCGAGUUUUUCGAAAUACGGAGCAAGAUUGAAAUGUUGCUGGAUGAAGCGGCCGAGAAAGAGCAGAAAGAUGCUGACAGCGAAGUCAAAGGGGAGAUUGCCAAACAGCGCGAAGAAGAAAACGACAAAAUUCUGCAGCAGUUUGAUGACCGAUACUUUGCAAUUCGAGGUGACCUCCUUAGACUUCAAGGCGAUAAGGAUGCCUUAGGGGUGAACACAUCCAGCACCAGUCAGAGUCAGUCUGUGUCAGGAAAUACGUCCAGAGUAAAGCUGCCAGAGAUUCGUUUGCCGUCCUUCAGUGGAACAAUCAGAGAAUGGGUUACAUUUAGAGAUUCUUUUCGUAGUCUCAUUCACGACAACGAGCAUCUGACGAAAAUGGACAAAUUCACUUACCUCCGUUCCUCUCUGCAAGGUGAUGCACUGAAGGAAAUAAACAACAUCGAGCUGUCAGAGGCAAACUACGACGUCGCCUGGAAAAUGUUGGAAGUCCGCUACGAAAAUAAAAAGCUAAUUGUCAAGGCUCAUCUCGACGCUCUCUUCGCCCUCGAACCGCUUAAAAAGGAGAACUACGACGGUCUGAACUUCCUCAUCAGCGAGUUUGAGAAAAACUUGAUGAUGUUGCAGAAAAUCGGUGAGCCAACGGAGUCUUGGAGUACGAUACUAGUCUACAUGUUGUGCGCUAGACUAGAUUCUGCAACAUUACGUCAGUGGGAGACGCAUUAUGGGUCUAAGGAGGUCCCAACGUACGAAGAACUGCUACUGUUCUUGCAAGCAGCUCUGCAAGAAGUCCACCAUCCGAAACACGUCAGACAAGAUCAACAGUUUGCCAUACAACCAUCCGAUCGGAUUCACGAUGCCCGUUCUGUACCGAAGCAUGGCACUCACCGUUUCACUGCCAGAGAUUCCUUCGAUUGA
Molecule: messenger RNA, 1065 nt
Organism: Uranotaenia lowii
Lineage: Eukaryota; Metazoa; Arthropoda; Insecta; Diptera; Culicidae
Exons: 1
Coding region: 1-1065 (354 amino acids)
Source: RefSeq, a predicted model, not a curated record